GGGGAUGCUCAGCGCCUACCUGAGGAUGAAGUACCCGCACCUGGUGGCGGGGGCACUGGCAGCCAGCGCGCCCGUUCUAGCUGUGGCAGGCCUCGGCGACUCCAACCAGUUCUUCCGGGACGUCACGGCGGGAGCCUACGACAGGGUCCGCUGGGAGUUUGGUACCUGCCAGCCGCUGUCAGACGAGAAGGACCUGACCCAGCUCUUUAUGUUCGCCCGGAAUGCCUUCACCGUGCUGGCCAUGAUGGACUACCCCUACCCCACCGACUUCCUGGGUCCCCUCCCCGCCAACCCGGUCAAGGUGGGCUGUGACCGGCUGCUGAGUGAGGCUCAGAGGAUCACGGGGCUGCGAGCGCUGGCAGGGCUGGUCUACAACGCCUCGGGCUCCGAGCACUGCUACGACAUCUACCGGCUCUACCGCAGCUGUGCUGACCCCACCGGCUGCGGCACCGGCCCCGAUGCCAGGGCCUGGGACUACCAGGCCUGCACCGAGAUCAACCUGACCUUCGCCAGCAACAAUGUGACCGAUAUGUUCCCCGACCUGCCCUUCACGGAUGAGCGCCGCCAGCAGUACUGCCUGGACACCUGGGGCGUGUGGCCCCGGCCCGACUGGCUGCUGACCAGCUUCUGGGGGGGCGAUCUCAGAGCCGCCAGCAACAUCAUCUUCUCCAACGGGAACCUGGACCCCUGGGCAGGGGGCGGGAUUCGGAAGAACCUGAGCGCAUCAGUCAUUGCCAUCACCAUCCAGGGGGGCGCGCACCACCUCGACCUCAGAGCCUCCCACCCCGAAGAUCCUGUUUCUGUGGUUGAGGCACGAAAGCUGGAGGCCACCGUCAUCGGCGAGUGGGUAAAGGCAGCCAGGCGUGAGCAGCAGCCAGCUCUGCGUCAGGCGUCCGGACUCAGCCUCUGAGCACAGGACUAGAAGGGUCUCCAGGCUCCUCAUGGACGUGUGGGCUUCACUCAAGAAGCAGCUGGCGGCACAGGGAAGGAGCUGAAUAAAUGCCUGGAAGCCU
Messenger RNA from Mandrillus leucophaeus (drill), 1013 nucleotides. It is a transcript of the gene DPP7, whose product is annotated as dipeptidyl-peptidase 7. Gene Ontology annotation, biological process: proteolysis. Bases 5 to 910 code for a protein of 301 amino acids. NCBI's taxonomy places the organism in Eukaryota, Metazoa, Chordata, Mammalia, Primates, Cercopithecidae. The record is from RefSeq and is a predicted model, not a curated record. Gene Ontology annotation, molecular function: dipeptidyl-peptidase activity; serine-type exopeptidase activity. The transcript is spliced from 10 exons. Gene Ontology annotation, cellular component: vesicle.